CUUCGGGGGGCCGCCAUGUUGUGUGGCCCUCUGGGCGGCUGGGCCAGGCGCCGGGGAUGGCGGCGUCCGAAAGCAAGUGGCUCUCUGGGGUGAACGUGGUGCUGGUCAUGGCCUACGGGAGCCUGGUCUUUGUGCUGCUCUUCAUCUUCGUCAAGAGGCAGAUCAUGCGCUUCGCGAUGAAGUCCCGCCGCGGCCCCCACGUCCCGGUUGGCCAGCAUGCAUCCAAGAGCUUGAAAGAAGAGACCGACAUCCGGCUGUCCAGGGUCCAGGACAUCAAAUACGAGCCCCAGCUCUUGUCCCAAGACGACGUCCGGCUCCAUCAGCUGGAGACGCCCAGGAGUCCCUUCUGCUAUUCCUACUUGUACAGGAUGAAGGCCCUGGAUGCCAUCCGAGAGUCAGAGAUCCCGUUCUCCGCAGAAGGGAGGCACCCCAGGUCCUCGAUAGGGAAGAACUUCCGGGCCUACCUCCUGGACCUGCGCAACUCCAGCACCCCCUUCAAAGGCGUCCGUAAGACUUUGAUUGACGCUCUCCUGGACGGGUACGACAGCGCCCGCUACGGGACAGGGACUUUCGGCAGGGCGGAGUACGUCAAGUACCAAGAAACGUUGCAUGAACUGGCAGCAAUCAUCAAGGCCCGCGGAGGCAGCAGCCAACGGCAGCACCAGUCUGCAGCCAAGGACCUGACGCUCUCUCCCGACGUCUCCGGCCCCACCACCAUCCAGGUCACCUACCUGCCCUCCAGCCAGAAGAGCAAACGAGCCAAGCAUUUCCUGGAGCUCAAGAGCUUUAAGGACAACUACAACACGCUGGAGAGCACCCUGUGACCCGUUGGGGGGGGGGGGGGGGCGCUCGCCUGCCCGCAAAAGCGACUCGGAGAGGCGUCGCUCACUGUGGCCGCGCAUCGUCCAUUUGCCCACCUGGGCCGAGAGGCGUCUUCGCGCCUGCGCACCGGCCGGCAGCGGGUGCCAAAGCAAAGCGGCGUUCCGAAGCGACGGUCUGGCGCCGAAGCACGUUGCUUCUUUUGGGGGAAGGGGGGCUUCCGGAGUCCUCCUGCCACCCGCCCUCGUGGCUCUGUAAAUAUUGUCGUCCGAUGACCUCUUUAAGUUAUUUAUAAGAACUCCAUCCAGGCAUGUGACUCUCUUUCCCGCUGCCUUCAAAGAAGGAGCCAAGAACAGCCAGGGGGAACUCCGUGGGUUCUUUUUUAUUUUGGGGGACUCAUUUCGCCCUGUUUCCCCGGCCGCACGGUAGGAAUAAAUCGCGUUCUUCUUUCAGCGCUCCUCUCUCUUCCCUAACCCUGAAUUCUGCCCCGUUUUCCCUUUCAAAAGUAUGGGAGGUGAAGGCGGGUCUGGAGCGGCCCAUUUUUUACGGCAAUAUCGUUGGGAUCUCUGCCUUAUGCACGCCGGCAGUUUCUCAGCUCGGGCCGUGGCAAGAAAGCUCGCCUUCUGCCGUAGGACGAUUCUGCACGCGCCCCCUCCACCCGCUGGCCCCUGCAGAGAGCUGUGGCGGCGAGAAGCAGCAGGCAGCACCCACCGACUGAGAGCAGCAGAGCGGGAGACGUUGGUUCCCCCAAGCAAGACUUGACCUUUUCCCCUCCUGGAGGACAGCGGAAGCCCACCCUCCCCUCUCUUUCUAAACUGCCAUCUAAUAAAAACGGGCGUCUG
Messenger RNA from Gekko japonicus, 1661 nucleotides. RefSeq names its product chromosome unknown open reading frame, human C1orf43 (gene LTAP1). Gene Ontology annotation, biological process: phagocytosis. NCBI's taxonomy places the organism in Eukaryota, Metazoa, Chordata, Lepidosauria, Squamata, Gekkonidae. The record is from RefSeq and is a predicted model, not a curated record. The transcript has 8 exons. Bases 57 to 824 code for a protein of 255 amino acids.